Drechmeria coniospora is the source of this 1953-nucleotide messenger RNA. Its product is annotated as putative 6-phosphofructo-2-kinase. Gene Ontology annotation, cellular component: cytosol. Lineage: Eukaryota; Fungi; Ascomycota; Sordariomycetes; Hypocreales; Ophiocordycipitaceae. Gene Ontology annotation, molecular function: ATP binding; 6-phosphofructo-2-kinase activity. The transcript is spliced from 3 exons. The coding region runs from base 1 to 1953 and encodes 650 amino acids. The record is from RefSeq and is a predicted model, not a curated record. Gene Ontology annotation, biological process: fructose metabolic process; fructose 2,6-bisphosphate metabolic process.
AUGAACAACUCGCUUCCUUCAUCGUCACAGCCGUCCGCCUCUCCUACCAUUUCCGAACCAGACCAGCACCUUCAUCUUCCCCCGCCGGCUUAUCGAAAUGGAAUUCCGACCUCCUUUUCACACGCCGUCCCGACGGCGCCAGUGCAUGUUUCGUCCAUGGCACAGGCCCUACGAAUGAUGGACAUGACCGAGACGCCGCUCACGCAGAGUGUCAACUCGACUGCUCCUAAUUCUCCGCGCCUCCCCCCGCGUCGCCAGAAUUCGGGCAGCCAGACACCCCGAGUUCGAGCCCAUGCGACAACUCUCAACAUUCCCGGCAUGACUCGCUCGCGCGUCUCUCCCGAUGGCCGAAUCCCUCAGCGCGACGUCGCUGCCAAGCUCGUCAUCGUCAUGGUCGGCCUCCCGGCUCGUGGCAAGUCCUACAUCACCAAGAAGCUGCAGCGUUAUCUGUCGUGGCAGCAGCACGACUCCCAUAUCUUCAACGUCGGAAACCGGAGACGAACGGCGGCGGGCAUCAAGGUCUCUGCCAAGCCCACCCUCGCACCUGAGCACGACCGUCUCGACCCUCCUGUACGGGCCGCCACCAUCCUGCUCAACGGCGUGCCGGCCCCCGACUCCAUCGCGACUCUCGAGCCCCCGGAACCGACAGCCCUCACCUUGGACGGCGCGGCCGGGGAGGAGCAAGAAGGCCUCGACCAGUCCGCUCAAUUCUUCGAUCCCAAGAACGAGAAGGCUGCCGCCAUGAGAGAUCAGGUCGCCAUGGACACGCUCGAUGAGCUGCUCGACUACCUGCUCAACAAGGGCGGCGCCGUUGGCAUCCUCGAUGCGACAAACAGCACGGUGAAGCGGAGGCAGCAGGUUGUCCGCCAUAUUAAGGACCGCGAGCCCAAGCUUGGCAUCCUCUUCAUCGAGAGCAUCUGUGAGGACCAGAAUCUCCUCGAAGCCAACAUGCGCCUCAAGCUCUCUGGUCCAGACUACCGCGACAAGGACCCCUACAAGUCCCUCGAGGACUUCAAAAACCGAGUGGCCGCCUACGCGAGCGCCUACGUUCCCCUCGGCGCCUACGAGGAGGCGAAUGACCUCCAGUACAUCCAGAUGAUAGAUGUCGGCCGAAAGCUUGUGCAGCACCGGCUGAAGGGCUUCCUAAGCGGCGGCAUCAGCAACUACCUCUCCAGCUUCAACCUCGCCCCGCGCCAGAUUUGGAUUACUCGCCAUGGUCAGAGCGUCGACAACGAGCUGGGAAAGCUGGGUGGCAACUCCCCCAUCACCGAACGCGGCCAUUGCUACGGCCUCGCCCUGCACAAGUUCAUCACCCAAAAGCGAAAGGAGUGGCUGAUGGAGCAGAAGAGCAAGAUGGCCCAAGCGUCCUUCCCGCCGCUUCCCGGCGAUAACACUCCUCCGUACCCAGACAUGAACCAAGACCUGGACGAGAAGAACUUCUGUGUCUGGACCUCGAUGCUGCAGCGAAGCGUUGAGACGGCCGAAUACUUUGACGUGGACGACGACUACGAUGUGAAGAACUGGGAAAUGCUCAACGAGCUCAACACCGGUCAAUUCGAGGGCAUGACAUACGACGAGAUUGCGAAAAAGUACCCGGACGAGUUUCAGAAGCGUGCCAACGACAAGCUCAAUUACAUCUAUCCCGGCGUCGGUGGUGAGGGUUACCUCCAAAUCAUCAGCCGUCUUCGCGACAUGGUCCGAGAGAUUGAACGCAUCACGGAGCAUCUCCUCAUCAUCGGCCAUCGCUCCGUCUGCCGAGUCCUGAUGGCCUACUUCAUGGACCUCACACGGGAGGACAUUACGGACAUGGAUGUGCCCCUCGGCAUGCUCUACUCGAUCGAGCCGAAACCGUACGGUAUUGCCUUUCACGCCUACAGGUACGACGAACCCCGUGGCUGGUUCGAGGAGAUGCCCAACUACAAGCCGCAGAAGGCUGCCAGAGGCACCGUCUAG